AUGCCUAAAACCGCGUCUUCGUCUCUGUGUCCGCUGUCUGCAAAGGAGUCGCUGGUCCAGGACCAAAACUCCAACAGCAGUGCAGCUGAUGACCGUCCCUUUGUCCCGACGGUCACUGCUAUUGCCACAGCACCCAAUCUAAAGUGGAUGGUCCUGUCCACUGACAUUUCAUCAGUCGGUUCCUACAGUGGAGAAAAGACAAAGAAGACACAUUCAUCUCAAAAGAAGACACAUACAUCCCAGAAGAAGACACACACGCCUCAGAGCAAACAGCCAGGAACAGGCCCCGUGGCCCCUGGGAGCAAGAGGAAAGCAUCGAAAGAGCAGCUCUCACCAGAGGAAGAGGAGAGGAAGAGAGUUCGAAGAGAAAGAAACAAACUCACUGCUGCCAAAUGCAGAAACCGCCGCCGCCAACUCACUGACAGUCUACAGGCUGAGACAGACAGUCUGGAGGAAGAGAAAGCUGCUUUAGAAGCCGAGAUCAACAACCUGAUGAAGGAAAAAGAGCAACUUGGGCUGCUCCUCAUGUCCCAUAAACCCCACUGCAAGAUCCCAGCUGAGCUGGAGGAAAAGGAUGAGAAGAAAGAUGAAGAGGUUGCAAAUGAGAAGGAGGAGGAGGAGGAGGAGGAAGAGAACGUUAAAAAGGAAGCUUUAGAAGGUUCUUCUCCUAAGAAAUCAUCCACCAUCCCAGACACAUCACCUUCCUCCUCUGUGAAUCUAGAAAAGAUUCCCACCUCUCCUGUUCCCUUGGAGCCUAUCAUCUCUGGAGAUUCAGAUGUUUUGCUUUGCUCCAGUGCAGCGCUGGAGCCCUACAUCGACAUUAAGGAUGUGCCCAUGGAGGAACUGGGGCCUAAGCUGGAGUAUGAUGAUGACAUGGACCUGCUGGUACCUGACAUAGACCUGAGCUCUUCUCUGGGUCUGACAGAGUGGGAGACGCUCUACAUGACCAUGGGUGGAAAUCUGGAGCCCCUGAUGUUCGAUUUGGAAGAGCCUGACUUUGGAAAAGUAAAAUCUGGAACGGACAACUCGAUUCUGCUGACCUUAUGA
Trichomycterus rosablanca is the source of this 1047-nucleotide messenger RNA. Its product is annotated as protein c-Fos. Lineage: Eukaryota; Metazoa; Chordata; Actinopteri; Siluriformes; Trichomycteridae. The record is from RefSeq and is a predicted model, not a curated record. Gene Ontology annotation, cellular component: nucleus. Gene Ontology annotation, molecular function: RNA polymerase II cis-regulatory region sequence-specific DNA binding; DNA-binding transcription factor activity, RNA polymerase II-specific. The transcript has 5 exons. Gene Ontology annotation, biological process: regulation of transcription by RNA polymerase II. Bases 1 to 1047 code for a protein of 348 amino acids.